Messenger RNA from Stegastes partitus (bicolor damselfish), 1203 nucleotides. RefSeq names its product neurotensin receptor 1 (high affinity) (gene ntsr1). The transcript has 4 exons. Gene Ontology annotation, molecular function: G protein-coupled neurotensin receptor activity. Gene Ontology annotation, biological process: neuropeptide signaling pathway. Gene Ontology annotation, cellular component: plasma membrane. The record is from RefSeq and is a predicted model, not a curated record. NCBI's taxonomy places the organism in Eukaryota, Metazoa, Chordata, Actinopteri, Pomacentridae. Bases 1 to 1203 code for a protein of 400 amino acids.
AUGGAUUUAAACUUGACGCUCUCGGGGCGCGACUUUGGCGCUCUGGCGCAGAGACUCUUUGAGAAUAAUUCACUGUUUUCGUUUGAUAACAGCACCGCCGCUUCUAAAACGGAGGAGGAAGAUUUGGAAGUCAACACGGACGUUUACUCCAAGGUGAUAGUCACUGUCAUCUACGUGACUCUGUUCGCGGUGGGCUCUCUGGGGAACUCCGUCACCCUGUACACCCUGCUGACCAAAAAGACCCUGAAGAACCUGCAGAGCACUGUGCACUACCACCUGGCCAGCCUCGCGGUGUCCGACCUCCUCAUCCUCGUCCUCUCCAUGCCCAUUGAGCUCUACAACUUCAUCUGGUUCCACCACCCGUGGGUGUUCGGGGACGCUGUGUGCAGGGGUUACUACUUUCUCCGGGACAGCUGCUCCUACGCGACGGCUCUCAACAUCGCCAGCCUGAGCGUAGAGCGCUACAUGGCCAUCUGCCACCCGUUCAAAGCCAAGAGCAUCAUGUCCCGCAGCCGCACCAAAAAGCUCAUCAGCGCAAUGUGGAUCGCGUCCUUCGCGCUCGCCACGCCGAUGCUCUUCAUCAUGGGGCAGGUGGUGCGUAAAGGCGAGAAGAUUUGCACCGCUAUCGUCUCUCCUUUCACCAUGAAGACUGUGCUUCAGGUGAAUGCGUUCCUGUCUUUUGUGGUGCCCAUGGUGGCCAUAUCGGUGCUGAACGGAGUCAUAGCCAAUCAGCUGCUGCGGAUGUUUCGCGAGGCGGAGCAAGACAACCGUGUCUGCAUCAUCGGGGGAAAUCCCACCAUGCUGAACGUCACCGUGGAGUCCAACCGCGCUCAGUCACUUCGCCAUGGAGUUCUCGUUCUCCGAGCCGUGGUGAUAGCCUUUGUGGUCUGCUGGCUGCCCUAUCACGCUCGCCGCCUCAUGUUUUGCUACGUCUCUGAGUGGUCCGAUGACCUGUACGACUUCUACCACUACUUCUACAUGCUCACAAACGCCCUGUUCUACGUCAGCUCCGCCAUCAAUCCCAUCCUCUACAACCUGGUAUCAGCAACCUACCGCCAGAUCUUCUUCUCCACGCUGCGCUACUUUUGUGUCCCCUGCCGCCAUGCGCCCCGGAGGCAUCCGCAUCCAUUGACCCGCCACUCCAUCAGCAUCUCCAGCAACCACACCCUCCCCACCAACAUCAUCAAGGAGACGGCCUACUGA